CUCGUCACUGUCAGGAAUACGUAGCACACUCUCUCGAUAUUAAACUAAUUUUCAGUGAUCAUUUAGAGUAUAUCCGGCUCAACCUUUAUCUCUCUAACAAAAUGGCUUCCUCUUCAGCCCUCGCCCAGUCGCUUCAAAGAAAGCAUCCCCUACAGCGUAUCUCCAGCCCGUCCAGAGGUUUCUCGGCGGUGGUUCAUCUCUUGGGGCUCACUAGCUUCUUAUGGUCGUUCAAGUAUAUGCACGACAAUCCCAACCAUGCGAACGAAGCGUACGGAUGGCAUUUCCAAUACCUCACGGUUCUAGGCCUCUCACUGUCAUUAAUCACCGUUGCUUGCGGUCUGCUUGCUGAUGUGACACUGUCCCCGCGCAUUUUUCUUGUCAAAAACCUUCUCUCCAUGUGCUGUACGCCAUUGGAGGUACUAAUCAGCAUUCUAUAUUGGGGUCUCCGAUUGAUCGACGAGCGUCUGGUCAUCCCUGAGUGGGCUAUCAUUCCCCUGAAUGCCGAUAUAAGCUUCCAUGCCAUCCCUGCAAUUGUCCUUAUGAUAGAUUUACUGUUUCUGUCGCCACCUUGGACGAUCACCAUUCUUCCCGCCCUAGGUCUAUCCAGCACAAUUGCGGUGUUAUACUGGUUUUGGGUGGAACGUUGCUUCAAAUAUAAUGGAUGGUACCCUUACCCGAUCUUUGAAGUGGCCGGCUUUGGAGGUCGCAUUGGAGUUUUCACCAUCAGUGCGGUUGUCAUGGCGCUUAGCACUGCCACCCUCAAGUGGCUCUACGGCCGUGUGAACGGUUUUGGAACGAACAAGCCCGUUUCCCGACCGGGAGCCCUCAAGCAGAAUGGCCGCUUCUAGGUAUGUGUGCGCACUAGCUUGUUCAAACUGUACCGGUUGGCUAUGCAGCCAGGAGCCAUGCCGUACACGAACGCGUCAAUGCGAACUAGAACGCCUUUGUCGUCAUGGCGCUGGUGAAGCCUUCUAGUGCACACGGAUUGUGAUUUGAUCUGCAAGGCGCCAUUUGCAUAGAUAUCACUAUAGAGGUCUGAUUCUUUCUGUAUUUAUGAGCCUGAUCUUGUUUUUCUGCGAGUAUUCCAUAUAUCAAUAGCUCCAUUGCUCAGCCAGCUCCGGAUUUCCGCGAUACAUAGUCGGGGUCGAAUGAAGUCUUGACGGACU
Messenger RNA from Aspergillus homomorphus CBS 101889, 1166 nucleotides. Its product is annotated as putative integral membrane protein. Bases 102 to 848 code for a protein of 248 amino acids. Gene Ontology annotation, cellular component: membrane; endomembrane system. The record is from RefSeq and is a predicted model, not a curated record. NCBI's taxonomy places the organism in Eukaryota, Fungi, Ascomycota, Eurotiomycetes, Eurotiales, Aspergillaceae. The transcript is spliced from 8 exons.